GUAUGGAUUAGUAUUUUCAUAUACAAACAACCUAAUUCACCCACCACCACAACACACGCUUUUUGAGGAACACUGUCCCCGACAACGUAGUCCAAUAAAACCACGACUCUAAGUAAAGGGGAUUUGCCAGUUUUUACCGUAGAUAAACAAACUCGUAAAAGAAGGGCGAAACAAAACAAACAAAAAUUCUACAGAAAUUCGGAAACCCCAGAUCUCUCUCUCCUCUUCCGCUCGCUCCUCAAUCGGUGAAGCCGUUUUUGUUGAAGCUCCGCCGCCGGCAUCCUACGUACCCUGAACUCUCCGGCGGAUAUAUCGGCGAUCAGCGUGAAAAAUGAGCAACGACAACCUCCUUCAAAUCGAGCCGCUCGAGCUUCAAUUCCCAUUCGAGCUGAAGAGGCAGAUCUCGUGUAACAUGCAAUUGACCAACAAAUCCGAUAAUUAUGUUGCAUUCAAGGUGAAGACUACGAAUCCGAAGAAGUAUUGCGUGAGGCCCAACACUGGAGUUGUGGUUCCCCACUCUACCUGUGACGUUAUGGUUACGAUGCAAGCCCAGAAAGAGGCUCCGCCAGACAUGCAAUGCAGGGACAAAUUCCUUCUCCAGAGUGUUGUAGUGAGCCCGGGAUUGGCUGCGAAAGAUAUUACUGCUGAGAUGUUCAACAAGGAGUCUGGAAAUAAAGUUGAUGAAUGCAAGUUGAAAGUUGUGUAUGCUGCGCCCUUACAACCUCCUUCGCCUGUCCGGGAGGGAUCUGAAGAAGGUUCUUCCCCAAGGGCAUCGAUAUCGGAAAAUGAAACAGUGAAUCAGACUUCUGAUUUAAAUGAUAUAAGAAUUCCUGAUCCCAAGAGGAUGAAGACGUCGAAAGGAUUUUCUGAGGCUCAGGAGAAUACAUCUGAGUUUAAGUUGAUUUCUAGGCUUACUGAGGAGAAGAAUUCAGUUAUUGUGCAAAAUCACAAGCUUCAGCAAGAAUUGGAACUUUUGAGGCGUCAAAGGAGCCGGAGCCAUGGGGGUAUCCCGUUUAUGUACGUCGUCAUUUUACUUUUUUGUCCUCACUUUUGUCGUGCUGCUCUCGGGCUAACCUGCGCCGUCGCGCUCUCAGCUGAGAUUCCCCCAAAAUCAAAUCGAGGUUCAAACUUCAAAGUGGAAGUGAGUGCUAAGGGUAUCCCGUUGAAACACCGGCAGCCGGCGAUCACGGCCUUCGCUAGUAAGCAACUAGAGCGAAUCGACGAUGGUGGCGUAGCUGACGAGGUAAUUUGUUAUGAGAUUUCACUUUUCGACGAACAAUUAUUGGCUACGCUCUCGUUUUGA
Messenger RNA from Striga asiatica, 1303 nucleotides. The record is from the annotation of a GenBank genome assembly. Lineage: Eukaryota; Viridiplantae; Streptophyta; Magnoliopsida; Lamiales; Orobanchaceae.